AUGCCGACCGCGAAGCCAACAAACAUCGAUGCCCAGCGUAUCCUGGCCAUCAUGGACGAGCUCAAGGAGAAGCUCACCUUCCUGUCUUUCGUGUCUCCGCAGGUUCUCGCUGGCCUACAGGGCGAGGAUGGCUCGGCCACGGUGGAGAUCCUUGGGCCAGAGCUCAUGAAGUGCUUCGCCGAGCAGCUUAGGUUGGAGGACCUCUACGUAAUGGCCAGCAACGGAGAGGGAGGAGGCCAAGCAGGGCUCUUUGCUUUCCUAGCUUCUGGGGCCUGCCGCCUUGGCGAGAAGCAGGAGCUGGACUGCCGAAGUGCCACCGGCUGCCUGGCCGCCGCUCUGGGUGCUGCGCGGGCAGGGCUCCGUUGUGCAUCCGUUCACGUGGAGGACGCGCACUUCCUGGUGGCGGCGGCAUACAUCUCGACACCCAGCACGGUCAUCACGGGUUUGGCCGAGACAGCGUAG
Symbiodinium natans is the source of this 462-nucleotide messenger RNA. NCBI's taxonomy places the organism in Eukaryota, Dinophyceae, Suessiales, Symbiodiniaceae. The record is from the annotation of a GenBank genome assembly.